UGAAUUAUUAGUAUUAAAACUCUUGGUCAUGUUUUAUAACAUGCUUCAAUCUCUCAGGAAAAGGAAUUGAUUAUUAUUCAUUCUGAAUUUCAAUAACUGAUAGUUCUAUGAGAGUAAAUAUAAUAACAAAUUGUAAGUUUUUGAAAUUUGUCAGUGAUCUCAAGUUGGAAACUUUGUUUUUAAUUUGAAACAAUUAUUCUACAUCAAUUCAAUUUAAAUGUUACAAUUUAGUCUGUGGAACAUAAACUAAAAACAGUGUAGAAGCUUUUAUCAAAGUUCACUAUUUUUCGUUUGACCUCCAGUUUUGAAUAUUGAAAUCAUGGCUUACCAACGCCAAACCUGGCAAGUUAACGAAUCUGGCAUUCUAAGGAAAAAAGAUGAACCCGAAGAGGAGCUUCUAGUGUUCGGUUACGCUUGUAAACUUUUCAGAGACGACGAGAAGGCGCUUUAUGUAGACCAAGGCAAGCACCUGAUACCUUGGAUGGGGAACGAGUCGUUGAAAAUCGAUAGAUACGAUGUGAGGGGUGCCGUCUAUGAUUUGUCACAGUUCGAGACCGCUGGCGGUCAGAGCGAGGAGCCGCUUUGGUUCAAUUUGUCCCAGGAGGAAUUGAAGAUAGAGCAGAUGUGCGAUGAGGAACGGUACAGAGCUUUGACGCAUAACGAGGACGAGGAAGCUUUAUAUCAGGAGGAGGAAUUGAAACGUUUACACCAAGCUUUAGGUAGCGACAAAGCUUAUGGACAGGUAUCCUACAAAUAUGACGAAGAAGUGGAGGGAGGUGGUGAUAAAAACGGGGAGGAAGAUAAGGGGGAGGAGUCGAGCAACGAUAAAGAACUAGACGAACCCUUCAAGCCGCCUGUAGAACUGGACCUCCCCCAGGGUAUGGUGAUACCGGAAAGUGUCAAUAACGCCAUCAUCGAGAAAACCGCCAUGUUCAUAGAUCGGCAAGGCUCUCAGAUGGAAAUCGUGUUGAAAAUCAAACAGUCUAACAACCCUCAGUUUCAGUUUUUGUCGCUGAACUCACCCCUACAUCCUUAUUAUCGGUUCUUGUUGUCUGCUAUUAAAACCGGAAGGUACAAACCUGUGAUACCUGCAAGUGGAGGGGAUGGUGGUAGUAACGAACAAGAAAAUUCUCAACAAAAUAACAGUAACAGUUAUUAUUUGCAUGGGAGUUUAGCGGGGACAAGUAGUAACGUUGAUGUAGCUCCAGUGAUUCCCACAAUUAAUUAACCGUCAGCUGAUUGUGCGUAUUCCAUGUUGGUGAAUAAAAUCAAGGGUAAUCAGAGUAAAUUUUUAGGUGCUGCUGCAGAAACUGUAGCCAACUCCAGGGAGGAAAGUAACAGUAACAGUUACGAUGGGGUAGCAGCGAGUAGUGAGGAGCGGGUACCAGUUACUAGGGUACAGGAGGAGUUGGAGGAGGAUUCUAAAGGGUCGUUGAGUCCGGUCACUCGACCAUCUAGGCCUCCUAAGAGGAGAAGGAGAAAAAGACAGCAAGGAGCUUGUGCUUAUUAUGACCCCGUGGAACAAGAUAUGGAGAACCCAGUUUUUGAAGGACCUGUCAUGGAGGAGGAAACAGUGAUGUAUUGUGAGCCACCACCUCCUCUCCAAGUAUCUGUUCCAGUUCCUGAGGUGGAAGUAGCGGUAACAGUUCCUCCCGCGCCGACACUACCGGUGAUUGAUUUACCCCCAGCAGAUCUGCAACUAAUUAUUGAUAAAAUGGCAAGCUAUGUUGCGAAAAACGGCAGGGAUUUUGAGAGUAUAGUGCGGAGUAAAGGUGAUCCCAGGUUUCAUUUUUUGAAUCCCAGUAACCAGUUUUAUAAGUACUAUUCGAGGCAGGUGGGACAUUAUGAAAGUUUGUUGAAACCGAGUGCUAGUGAAGUGGUUCCUGAGGAGCCACAAAAUAGUUGUGAAAAAGUGGAGAGUUUUGAUGACACGUCCUGUGAUUCGCUGAAGAAGGAUGUUGCUGUGAAAAGUGACGGAGUGCAGAAAAAAGUGGGCGGAGUGUCAAAACCGUUGCCGGUUUGUUUUUCCAUAAAAAAACCGAAAGAAAGUGAAGGUUUGGAGAUAAAAAGUGCGCUACCUGUUGAGGAGAGUUCAGAAGGUGAGGAGGAUGAGGAAAGAGAAGAAGGAGGGGAGGAGAAGGAAGUAAGGGAGGAGAAAGUUGUUGUGGAAAACGUAGUGAGAGUUACAGAAGUUGUGGUGAUUCCAGAGGUAAAAAUUCUGGAGGAACAAGUUAGGGGGAAGGGGGAGAAGUUGCUGAUGAUUGUAGAGAAGAAACCCGUGGAGAAGAAGAUUAAAGUGGUGGAGAAAGAGAAGUUGGUCCAGGUGGGGAGAGAUAAAGAGAAGAUGUCAGGGAAAGAAAGAGAGAAGACGAAGCUAGUGGAGAAGGUGAAGGUGUUGAGGAAAGAGAAGGAGAAAAUUGCGGCGAAAGAUAAGGAGAAAGUUGUGGGAAAAGAUAAAGAGAAAAUGGUGGGAAA
Nilaparvata lugens (brown planthopper) is the source of this 2475-nucleotide messenger RNA. RefSeq names its product protein suppressor of white apricot. Gene Ontology annotation, biological process: mRNA 5'-splice site recognition; RNA processing. NCBI's taxonomy places the organism in Eukaryota, Metazoa, Arthropoda, Insecta, Hemiptera, Delphacidae. Gene Ontology annotation, molecular function: RNA binding. The record is from RefSeq and is a predicted model, not a curated record.